This is a messenger RNA of Macadamia integrifolia, 1653 nucleotides long. RefSeq lists its product as uncharacterized. Bases 586 to 1653 code for a protein of 355 amino acids. Lineage: Eukaryota; Viridiplantae; Streptophyta; Magnoliopsida; Proteales; Proteaceae. The record is from RefSeq and is a predicted model, not a curated record. The transcript has 5 exons.
AAUGGAGGGAGAAGCACGGCGGGAGAAGGACUCGAGGGAGAAGAAUCCGUGACUCACCCAUCGACUUCUCAUUCACACACAGAGAGAGACAGAGGAGGGGAGAGAACCGGUGCUGCGUUCUCUGGUCGCCAUUCAGUUGGAACGAUUCUGAAGUUUCUUCUCUUGGAACCGUUUGUUGUUCCUGUUGCUUCUUCUGGUGCUGCUCCGGCUCCGGCUCUGCUCCAUCUCCAUGGGAGAAAGACAAAGGAGGGGAGACAACUCAGACCCACGAUAUCGUUCAUCUUCUUCGGGUUGGAUGUUCAUCUGAGAAUCGAAAGAAUCCCAUUCCCAUGUUUGUUCGUGGGUCUGCGUGAGUGCUCUGUUGGGAUCAACAAACCUUACCAUCGGUCAUCCUCUUCCCAUAACUUGAGGUUCCUCUCUGAAUCUCCAGUGGACCAAUUUAUUGUGAACGGUAGCUGCAGAAAUUUGACUCUAAUUCCCAUUCAUCAGUGGAAGGGAAAACUUUCAGCUCAUAGAAGGCCACUUACAGAUAAGGCAGCAUAUAGUUAUGGUGGAGUGUUAGUAAAAGAUACUGAUGGAACAUAUAUGAAGGAGGGAGGUGAAUCUAUUGCAAUUCGUAUGGAUGGAACAAUGAAUUUCACCCAGUUCUUGGAGAAGGUUUGUUCAUCAUGGAAUUUCAGCCCUGAUGGUGUUUUAUUGAAGUGGUUAGUGCCUGGGAGUAGAUGUGCUCCUAUUAGCCUUAAGGGAGACUUAGACCUCCAAAAUAUGUUGGAUUUUAACAGUCGUAGUGCCAUAGUGGAUGUAAUUGUGUCAAGGGAUGAUGGCUCUAUCGGAAGUGAUCACUAUGGGCCCAGCAGGUGCAGUGUUACUUUUGCACAGUCUCAGCAUAUGGAUGACGGGAAUGUUGAUGAGACUUGUGACAUGGUUAUUACAUGUUCAAGUGAGACACCUGUGGACAAAGUACUAACCAUAUUUUGGGAGAAAGCAAUAGAGGGUGUGGGACAGAUGUUUAAGUCAGCAACUGACUUUCGACAAUCGGUUGCUCAAUUUGCUAUUGCAAAUGGUUUUCGUUAUUUGACAAAGCGGAGUGAUAAAGCGAGGGUUAUUGUUGAGUGUGCAGUUGAGGGAUGUUAUUGGUCAAUUAGGGCAAGUCAUGUCAAGCCGAGUGGAAUGUUUAGGAUUCAUAAGUACCAAGGUGUACACCAACAUCCACCUGGAUCUCAGUUCAUUGACAAGGUGAAGGUACCGCAGUCUCUCAUAGCUAAUACUGUGGUUGAGAAAGUUCGAGACACUCCCAAGUAUCCUCCAACUGAAAUCAUUAUUGAUAUGAAAAGAGACUAUCACCUAGAAUUGAGUUACAUGCAGUGUUGGAGGGCAAAGGAGGUUGCAAAUGAUAAAGUGUUUGGAUCUUUCAAGGAAUCUUAUCUGUACAUCCCUUGGUAUUGUAAUAAGGUUAUUGAGACAAACCCUGGGAGCCAUGCUAAAUAUGAGGUUGAUGAUGAUGGUAAAUUUACAAGACUAUUUGUAGCCUAUUACGCUGCUGUGCAGGGCUUCAGGACAGGAUGUAGACCUGUAUUGUUCAUUGAUGGCACUCGCAAGUGUUGCAUAUGGCUGCCAAUUGACCUACAAAGAAAACAUAGGUUAGAAGGUUAA